ACACAAAAUUCACUCAUAACAACAAUUCCUACACAAACUCUCCCAUCAAUAUUGGUUUUUUACUUGCCAAAAAAGAAUCAACAUUAUGGGAGCCAACUUUUCCACUUUAGAGACUGUUGUUGAGAGAUCAUCACUGCAACCAAACCUGAUUCUCACCUUCCACUCUACAGCAAAAUGGAAGGCUCACUUUGAGGCUUCCAAAGAAACAAACAAGUUGAUGGUCAUUGAUUUUACGGCUACUUGGUGUGGACCUUGCAAAUACAUGGAGCCAAUUAUCAAAGAAUUAGCUGCAAAAUACAAAGAUGUCGAAUUCAUUAAGAUUGAUGUGGAUGAGUUAAUGGAUGUGGCAAGUGCAUUUCAGGUGCAAGCAAUGCCAACAUUUAUACUAAUUAAGAAAGGAAAAGUAGUUGAAAAAGUGGUAGGAGCCAAAAAGGAGCAAUUACAGAAGCUGAUUGAGAAACGCAGGAAUUGAUUAGUGUGAGAUUAUGAUCAUCCUCUUGCAACAUUGUAAUAAAGUCAGAAAAAUAUGACUUCAUGACAUACUAAAUAAGUAUAAGUUGCAUUGGUGUUGCUGGUCAUCGGUCAUGGACACGAGUAUAUCAUAUAUCUACUAUCCGUUUUAUUUUAUAAGUAGUCUAAUGACUAGAAAUUCCACGUACUCAUAAGGUAAAUAAGUGGAGUGUUUAGAGUUCGAACUCUGACUCAUGCAUGUAUAAUGCGACGUUCAUAUCAACUGAACUAAACUCACGGGACUAUCUACUAUCAAUAUAAUCAAAUGAAUAUGGAAACGCCAAUUCCAGCAAAUA
This is a messenger RNA of Trifolium pratense (red clover), 806 nucleotides long. Its product is annotated as thioredoxin H2-like. The transcript is spliced from 3 exons. Gene Ontology annotation, molecular function: protein-disulfide reductase activity. The record is from RefSeq and is a predicted model, not a curated record. Bases 86 to 472 code for a protein of 128 amino acids. NCBI's taxonomy places the organism in Eukaryota, Viridiplantae, Streptophyta, Magnoliopsida, Fabales, Fabaceae.